Messenger RNA from Pelobates cultripes (western spadefoot toad), 558 nucleotides. Lineage: Eukaryota; Metazoa; Chordata; Amphibia; Anura; Pelobatidae. The record is from the annotation of a GenBank genome assembly.
AUGGCUACUGAGCUCCAGGCCACUACAAACGAAAAAACCUGCUUUCAACCACCAAAUAUGGGCCAAAAUCACCCUGAGGAGACCCUAAUGCUUACCAGAACCAAAUGGGGUGAAAAACAAAAAAAGCUCAAGCCCAAAAAACCCAGGAUAGGCAUUGAUAUCGGCGAGCUCUUGCGGCAGGCCCAAGACGCCUCGGGCUCUAAAAUUGCAUUCCUUUACGGUGGAUGCUCAGAUUUCUACGAUGAGACAUCGGAUGAAGCAGAGGGGAUACCCUCCCCAGCCCAGUUGGAUGCAGUCCCAACCGCCCGCUGCGACCCCCACACCGGUGAGCAUGGAGGCCAUAAGAGAACUGAUGGCGGAUCACCACAAAAAAAAAUAAAAAAUAUCUCAAUCCGGGAAACCCUGCAAGGCUUCAAUAGAAGGCUUGGGGCAGUGGAAAACACCACAGACACCCAUGACUGCCAAAUAACGGAACUGCAGCGAGCGGUUCAGGAGCUCAAACAGCAGAAUCAGCUUAACGAGCUACAUUUGCCACACUGGAAGACAAACGCUGCCUAA